AUGGAUAGCAAAAUUCAUACCUGCCACGUUGAGGAAUUCAUCGAUUCUUACCUGCCCAACGGCCACACAGAUACCGUCGACACCGUGCUGGAUACGCUCAAGAAACAAAGGGUUCUUGUCGCUCGGGGACGGUCUGUGGCUCGGAGAGCGUCCUCGUCAGCUCGGAAACCUCCCUACACCCACGUCUUCAAGGGUUUAAAGACCCUUUUUCGAUCUAGUUCCGCGAAACCCGAGCGCAUUAUUGAAUCAUUUCAAACGAUUGGCAACGCUGUCCGCAAAGGUCUAGGAAAGAUCACAGGGGCCACCGUCAAUGGGUUCGAGGUCCAAGCGAUGGGCUCGACCGGUGACGCCUGCAUUACGCCUAACCGCGAUGGGGAAAUCUCUCCCCCCGACGUCGUUGUCCCUGUCAGAGUCACUGGCCGCAGAACUGACCGGGCGGAAGAAGACGAGAACAAGGACCUCAGAUACAUCUCUCAUGUUAAUCGUAUCAUGAACGAAGACGCUCGACGGAAAUUUGCGUAUGGGAUAACCUUUGAACACGACUGCUUCUCUAUCUGGUUUAUGCAUCGCUCUCGCGUUGCUAAAUCUUUGCCACUGAAAAUAAACCAGCACCCUGAUACGCUCGUCAGGCUACUGGUUGCUCUAUUCCUUGCGAGGGAAGAGCAACUUGGGUACGACCCCCUCGUGACGCGGCUUCCCGAUGGAAGCUACGUGUACGAGGUCCCACCGGAAGGAGAGAGGCAGUCAUCCGUGUACUACAGGACCAUCGCUCUCCUGUCCGAGUAUCGCUCCCCCGAGCUCACAGGUCGACGUGCGCGCAUCUGGAGGGUCAAGCAGGUUGUUUCCUCCACAGACCCCAGGAGAGUGCCAGGUACCUCUGACCGGGUGCUCAAAGACGUGUCGGUCCCCGAGGAGACCACGACAGAGGUUGAGAUUCAGAGGCAGCUAUUUCACGACAUCCGUGCGCUGUCUCAGGACCCCAAUUGGCGGAACCGCGAUAUUCUCAGCGCAUUCGACCCGGCUACCAUCGACUCUAUCGCUGAGGCGCUGCAGAACGACCGCUUCACCGAAUAUUUCUCCUGUAUCGUGGAUUGUUAUGUCGAAUCCCUUCCACUCGCACCGCCGUCGUCCCCUCCUCGGAAGCGUCGAUGUUUCUUCGUCUACGAGCAUGUUUGCACGACCCUGUACGACAUCCCAACCCUUGGCGAGGCUACCGACAUUAUCAGGCAGUCUCUCACCGCUUUGCGAUUAAUGUUCUGUGCAGGAUGGGUCCAUCGUGACGUCAGCCCUGGCAAUAUCCUCGCUGUCCGUUCUACGCCAGAGUCUCCGUGGCAGGUCAAAAUGACCGACUUCGAAUUUGCAAUGAAAUUUACGCAUUCAGGAAAUGCUUCUGCAAGCCAGGUCAUUGGAACGCCUCCAUUUAUGGCUUGCGAAAUACGAACAUCUACAUAUAUCCUCCGCGAACUCUGCGACGACAGAGUCGAUAUGGAUAGCGUACUCCCAGACCAACCUCAACCUCAAGGCCCAGUCGUCUUCAACUACCAACAUGACCUGGAAUCUCUGUGGUGGAUCUUCCUCUGGUUAACGACGGCCAGGUUGAAGCAGACGCGCUCACAGGAAUUCGGUUCGGAGCUCUUUACAUCAGAUAUGGAAAUGUCGACCAGCGCGGUACGCGAGCACCUGUUCAGGAAAUGCAUUAUCGACGACCGGCUGUUGAGGAAAGCCAUUCCUUCAGCUGUCGAGCCCUUUAUAGUGGCCAUUGAAAACCUACGACGCGAUUUGUACAGGGCGUAUGCAGCUCGUAAUCACGACGACAAGGUCUACGACAUCCAGACAUAUUCUUUUAUCACUGGGCCGGCCUUUGAAAGCUUUUUCGACGAUGCAAACCGCUUCCGAGCUCGAUGGGAGUCAAUGGAGUUGAUGGUCGAAACUCUGCCGCAAGGUCCAUAUCCCAGUAGCGAGUUAAGUGCCCCGGCUCACCUUCGACUUCAGCCUACGCCUCCGGAAGAUACCUCGCAGAAGAAACGCAAGUUAGGGGAUGCCGGUGAGGAAGGAUUUGCACCCAAAAGGCGUCGUACUCAACAGGGAGGGGCUCCUGUUGCGCGUCGUCCAAUCACUAGGUCUAUGACCAGAACAACAGGACCAGUGACACGAUCUCAGACCCGACGUCUCGGACGCAAGGAGUAG
This is a messenger RNA of Coprinopsis cinerea okayama7#130, 2187 nucleotides long. Its product is annotated as other/FunK1 protein kinase. NCBI's taxonomy places the organism in Eukaryota, Fungi, Basidiomycota, Agaricomycetes, Agaricales, Psathyrellaceae. The record is from RefSeq and is a predicted model, not a curated record. The coding region runs from base 1 to 2187 and encodes 728 amino acids. The transcript is spliced from 6 exons. Gene Ontology annotation, molecular function: protein kinase activity; ATP binding. Gene Ontology annotation, biological process: protein phosphorylation.